This is a messenger RNA of Andrographis paniculata, 1293 nucleotides long. Its product is annotated as GATA transcription factor 5-like. The transcript is spliced from 3 exons. Gene Ontology annotation, biological process: positive regulation of DNA-templated transcription. Bases 78 to 1061 code for a protein of 327 amino acids. Gene Ontology annotation, molecular function: sequence-specific DNA binding; zinc ion binding. NCBI's taxonomy places the organism in Eukaryota, Viridiplantae, Streptophyta, Magnoliopsida, Lamiales, Acanthaceae. The record is from RefSeq and is a predicted model, not a curated record. Gene Ontology annotation, cellular component: nucleus.
GGUGCUUUAAUCCUGUUCCCCCAUCCCUCAGCGCCUCUCUCACUCCUGUUUCUCACUCUAACUUUCUUUCUCAUUCAAUGCUUUACCGAACCCUCCAUAGCCCUUUCCUCUUCACUUUCAACCCUUUCUCUCACUACCCACAUCUGCUCUCUUCUUCUCGCUCUAAGGGAAUGGAGUUUCUGCACGAAACGGCGUCGUUUGGAGAUGAAGGCUUGUGGAGUUCCGGCGCCGGCGCCGGCGGGGACGACCUGUUUGUCGACGAGCUUCUUGAUUUUUCGAAUGGAGAUUCUGAAUUGGAGGAGCAUCUCGUGACGGAGCAGCCGCCAGAGGAGAAAAUUGGAGCUUCCUGUGGCUCGCCGGAAAAACCCCCGGCGGGGGCUGAAAUGAAGGGCUUCGCCGGAGAAGAUGAGUUCGGGUCUUUCCAUGGAAGCGAGCUGAAAGCUGAGGCCGAGGGUUUGGAGAGUUUGGAAUGGCUCUCGCAUUUCGUCGAGGAUUCGUUGCCGGAUUAUUCCCUCGCCGGAAAACUGGUUCCUCAGUCGUCGGAAAAAAUGUCCGACGCGGCGGUUCCGGCACCGUGCUUUGCGACCCCGGUUCAGACGAAGGCGAGGACGAAGAGGGCCCGGACCGGGGUCCGGGUCUGGCCGGUUCUGUCUCCGUCGUCGUCCACCUCGUCGUCGAUAUCGUCGGCGUCGUCAACGACGACGUCGUUUUCGCCGCCCAAUCUUCUACUGGUCCCGGCCCAGCCUAAACCGGCGAAAAAACAGAAGAAAAAACCGGCCGACGGCGGCGGCGCGGCGGCGCAGCCGCGCAAGUGCAGCCAUUGUGGCGUCACCAAGACUCCUCAGUGGCGGGCCGGCCCGAUGGGCUCAAAAACACUUUGCAAUGCCUGUGGAGUGAGAUAUAAGUCGGGCCGGCUCUUACCCGAAUACCGGCCCGCUUGCAGCCCGACCUUCUCUACCGAGUUACAUUCCAACAAUCACCGGAAAGUUCUGGAGAUGCGGCGGAAGAAAGAGACGGAAACCGGUGGCGCCACCGGUUCGCCUCCGGUUCAGAGUUUUUGAAGAGGUCUCAAUUUUAUUAGGUAGGAAAGUACCAAAAAAUAGGUAAAAUUAUAUCUAUAUUUAUAUAUAUAUGAAUUUUAGGGUAAGAGUUAAAUUCGAGGCUACAGUAGGAUAUGAUAUGAUCUGAAAACCGGUGUGUUGAACCCGGUUCGUGUAUCAGACAGCUCGGUUCAGUUAGUGUACAUUCUUUUUCAAGGACCAGGGGCAUGGAAAGCCUUUAAUUUUUAAUUUA